Messenger RNA from Melitaea cinxia (Glanville fritillary), 1770 nucleotides. RefSeq lists its product as uncharacterized. The transcript has 3 exons. Bases 1 to 1770 code for a protein of 589 amino acids. The record is from RefSeq and is a predicted model, not a curated record. NCBI's taxonomy places the organism in Eukaryota, Metazoa, Arthropoda, Insecta, Lepidoptera, Nymphalidae.
AUGGAGAAAAAAGUAGUCACGGCAAAUGGAUCGAUAAAUCUGCCAACAGAAAUUAGUUGGCAGGGGUCAAUGUCUGAAAACUGGAGAUUUUUCGAACAAAGGUAUGAAAUCUUUAUUAUUGCAUCUGGAAAUGAAGCAAAGGACGGAAAAACAAAAACAGCUUUGUUAUUAAACGCCAUAGGGGACAGGGCAAUAAAAUUAUAUAAUGGAUUUAAUUUUGAGAAACCGGAACAUCGAUUCGAGUUUGAAAAAGUAAUUGAAAAAUUCGAAGAACAUUUUAAUCCUGAAAGGAAUGAGAUUUACGAAAGAUAUAAAUUCUUUACCAGGAAUCAAAAUGAAGGAGAAUCGUAUGAGGACUAUUCAGUGGCUCUGAGAGAUCUUUCGAGUACGUGUAACUUUGAUUUUAUGACAGAUAGCUUGAUAAGAGAUAGACUAGUGUGUGGAAUUUCUGACAAAACAGUAAAGGAUAGAUUGUUACGCACAAAAGAUUUGACCGUAGCUAAAGCUAUUGAUAUAUGUCGUACAUCGCAAGAAACACAAAGGCAACUUGAGAAAAUUUGUUCUUCGACUAGUACUUCGAACAAUAUAGAUAAUUUAAACGAUGUAGACUAUAACAUACAUAAGAUUAAUAAAAAACCAAACACUGCAGAUAAUGCCGGAAAGAAUAAGAAGGAAAACAGAUAUACAAAUUAUACACAUAAUAAUGAUGAGAGAAGAUGUGAAAAUAUGGAGGAGAAUAUUAAGACUAUACUUUUUGGAUCAGUUUUCAUAAAUGCUCUAAAGGAAGACACGAAUGAUUGGACAAUUGUCGUUGGAUCUAAUAAUGUGUCUCUUGGUUUUAAAGUCGAUACUGGUGCUCAGGCGAAUGUAUUAUCUGGAAAAAACUUGUCAAGUUUAGGAUUAGACAAAAAUAAUCUUUUAGAGUAUUUCUAUGUAGUAGACUCAGAUAAAGCAAGCAACAUAUUAGGACUACAUUCAGCGAUUAAAAUGAAUUUAGUUAAUCCUUUAAAAAAUCAAAAUUUAGAAAUCAAUGAAAUUAAUACAUUAUCUGAGUAUUGGGAUUUAUUAGAAGGCUUAGGAUGUAUGAAAGAGGAAUAUGAUAUUAAAUUAAAACAAAAUGCCACUCCAGUUGUUCAUGCGAGUAGACGAGUUCCAAUAGCAAUUCAACCAAUUUUAAAGAGAAAACUUGAUGAACUGGAGAAAAUAGGAGUGAUAUCUAAAGUAUCACAUCCUGCAGAGUGGGUCAAUUCUUUAGUUAUUGUUCAUAAGCCUAACGGAGAUUUGAGGUUGUGCUUAGACCCUAAGGACUUAAAUGAGGUUAUCAAAAGGCAACACUUAGAACUACCUACUCUUGAGGAGAUCACUAGUAAACUUUCAGGUGCUAAAUAUUUUAACACUCUAGAUGUAAAAAAUGGAUUUUGGAAUAUAAAGUUAUCUACAGCAAGCUCUGAUUUAUGUUGUUUUAAUACUCCGUUUGGUAGAUACAAAUUUCUAAGAAUGCCUUUUGGAAUUUGUAGUGCGUCUGAAGUUUAUCAACACCGAAUGCGUCAAAUACUAGAUGACUUAGAUGGGGUUGAUGUAUAUAUUGACGAUAUUUUGAUUUGGGGUAAAACGAAACAAGAACAUGAUAAACGUCUUAAAAAUGUAUUCGAUAGAUUGAGACAGGAGAAUGUAAAACUAAAUAAGGAUAAAUGUAAGAUUGACGUGCAGCAGUUAAAACAUUUAGGACAUAUUAUAAGUGUUGUAGUAUAUGUCUGGCAUGUUAUAUAA